CGGGCCCAGAUAGGCCGCAGCCGGGCGGGCGGGGCCGAACGCUGCCGUCGCGCCCCGGAAGUGCUUGUCGGGCCGUAGCGGAAGCGGGGCGGGGUUCGGCCUCUUUGGUGCUGGCGGCCGGCGAAGAUGACGAAGGGUACAUCGUCAUUUGGUAAGCGACGAAAUAAGACACACACCUUGUGUCGCCGAUGUGGGUCCAAGGCAUACCAUCUGCAGAAAUCUACCUGUGGGAAAUGUGGUUACCCUGCUAAGCGUAAGAGAAAGUAUAACUGGAGUGCAAAGGCUAAAAGACGCAACACCACUGGUACUGGUCGCAUGAGGCACCUGAAAAAGGUCUACCGUCGAUUCAGGAAUGGAUUCCGUGAGGGAACCACACCGAAGCCCAAGAGAGCAGCUGUUGCAGCCUCCAGUUCAUCAUAAAGACUCAUCUAUUUGUUAAAAUAAAAUGGUCUUCUCCAGAAAA
Molecule: messenger RNA, 463 nt
Organism: Grus americana (Whooping crane)
Lineage: Eukaryota; Metazoa; Chordata; Aves; Gruiformes; Gruidae
Gene: RPL37
Product: ribosomal protein L37
Exons: 4
Coding region: 127-420 (97 amino acids)
Biological process (GO): translation
Cellular component (GO): cytosolic large ribosomal subunit; ribosome
Molecular function (GO): structural constituent of ribosome; RNA binding
Source: RefSeq, a predicted model, not a curated record